UAUUCCGGCAAAAUGAUUUUAACUAUUCAUUGGACGACCGCAAGUAUAUCUAUCUAUAUAUGUCGAGGCAGUGGCUCGAGGGUCAUUUGUGAUUCUGAUCUCUUUGUGAAUUAUAGAGAGAUGAGAAGUGAGAAGUAUGUUCCUCUGUUUGAGACAAAGGGAGCUAGGGGUCUGGUCUUGUAUAGGUCCUUUGCAGCGACUUUGUUUGUGGGCGUAUGUUUGAUAUUGUUUUACAGAGUAAGCAACAUGCCGAGAGAUGGAGAAGAAGGGAGAUGGGUUUGGAUUGGGUUGCUUGGAGCUGAGCUCUGGUUCGGUUUUUACUGGGUCCUCACACAAGCUCUCAGGUGGAACCAGGUUUACAGGCUCACCUUCAAGGACAGGCUCUCUCAAAGAUAUGAGAAAGACUUGCCUCGGGUGGACGUAUUUGUGUGCACGGCAGACCCCGUGAUAGAGCCACCGAUAAUGGUGAUGAACACUGUUUUAUCGGUCAUGGCUUAUGAUUACCCACCGGAGAAGCUUGCCAUUUACCUGUCGGAUGAUGCCGGAUCGGAUCUAACUUUCUAUGCUCUCUUGGAGGCAUCUAGAUUUGCAAAACAAUGGAUACCAUAUUGCAAGAAGUUCGACGUGCAACCAAGGUCACCAGCUGCUUAUUUUGAAUCCAAGUUCCCUACAGGAGACGGUGGCGGUCAGAGUCAGACUAUGGACUUUACGGCUAUCAAGAAUUUGUACCAAGAAAUGGAGGAUCGAAUUGAAACAGCAACCAUGCUAGGAAGAAUCCCUGAAGAAGCACGCUUGGAACAUGAGGGAUUUUCUCAGUGGGAUUCUUACUCAUCGAAACGAGAUCAUGACACCAUUCUUAAAAUUUUGAUUGACGGGAAAGAUCCAUGUUCCACGGAUACUGAUGGGAGUGCAUUGCCUACUUUAGUAUACUUGGCUAGAGAAAAGAGACCCCAACAUUUCCACAAUUUCAAAGCUGGGGCUAUGAAUGCUUUGAUAAGAGUGUCAUCAAAGAUUAGCAAUGGACAGAUCGUUCUCAAUCUAGACUGUGAUAUGUACUCAAACGAUCCACUAACUGUGCGGGAUGCACUUUGCUUCUUCAUGGAUGAAGAAAAGAGCCAUGACAUUGCUUUUGUGCAGUUCCCACAGUGGUUCGCAAACGUUACUAAGAAUGACCUAUACAGCAGUUCCUUUCGUGUAAUCUCCAAUGUGGAAUUCCACGGUACGGAUGGUUAUGGAGGCCCUCUUUAUAUCGGAACUGGCUGCUUUCACAGGAGAGAUACUCUUUGUGGAAGGGAAUUCAGUCAGGAUUCUAAGAUUGAAUGGAAAAAACAUGACGAUAAUAGAAUACAACAAAGUGUUCACGAAUUAGAAGAAGAAACAAAAACGCUUGCAAGCUGCACUUAUGAGCAAAAUACAAAAUGGGGGAAUGAGAUGGGGUUGAAAUAUGGAUGUCCAGUGGAAGACGUGAUUACAGGGUUGUCUAUCCAAUGCAAAGGAUGGAAAUCAGCAUAUUUCAAUCCAGAAAGGAAAGCAUUCUUAGGUCUUGCACCAACCACCUUGCCUCAGGUACUCGUGCAACACAAACGAUGGUCUGAAGGUGAUUUUCAGAUUUUGUUCUCCAAGUACAGCCCUGCAUGGUAUGCACAUGGCAGGAUUAGCCUUGGCCUUCAACUGGGGUAUUGCUGCUACUGUUUCUGGGCUUCUAACUGCUUGGCAACUCUGUACUACUCCAUCUUUCCCUCCCUUUUUCUCCUGAAAGGCAUAUCCUUGUUUCCCCAGGUUUCGAGCCCAUGGUUCCUACCAUUUGCAUAUGUGAUAUUUGCCAAAUACAUUUACAGCCUAGCUGAGUUUCUCUGGGCUGGCGGGACAGUCCUAGGUUGGUGGAAUGACCAAAGAAUUUGGCUAUAUAAAAGAACAAGCUCCUAUCUCUUCGCCACUAUCGACACCAUUUUGAAGACACUAGGAUUUGGUGAUACAGCAUUUGAAAUCACAGACAAAGUAGCAGAUGAAGACGUCUCGAAAAGAUACGAGAAAGAGAUGAUGGAGUUUGGAGCCACCUCUCCGAUGAUCGAAAUCUUAUCCACGCUUGCGAUGCUCAAUUUAUUUUGCCUUGUCGGAGCAGUGAAAAAGGCGAUCAUGAAUGAGAGCAUUGAUAGACUUCAUGAGACAAUGCCAUUGCAAAUUCUACUUUGUGGGGUUUUGGUCCUCGUCAACUUGCCUCUGUAUCAAGGCCUUCUUCUAAGGAAGGACAAGGGUCGGAUGCCAUGCUCUGUUGCAGUUAAAUCUUCUUUAGUAGCUCUCCUUGUUUGUACCGCUUUUUCUUUCCUGUAAUAAUCUCCUCUUCCUUUUUUUUAUUAUAAUUUCCAAGUUCAAAUCUAAGGAAUUAAUAAGAUGUGCUUGCAAAGAAUCAUCUUCUCUUCAUUGCGAAGGCUGAUAUCGAAGAUUACUUGGGUAUGAUAAUUAUACUUUGUAUGCUU
This is a messenger RNA of Populus euphratica (Euphrates poplar), 2477 nucleotides long. It is a transcript of the gene CSLE1, whose product is annotated as cellulose synthase like E1. Gene Ontology annotation, biological process: cellulose biosynthetic process. Bases 13 to 2331 code for a protein of 772 amino acids. Gene Ontology annotation, cellular component: membrane. The transcript is spliced from 8 exons. The record is from RefSeq and is a predicted model, not a curated record. Gene Ontology annotation, molecular function: cellulose synthase (UDP-forming) activity. Lineage: Eukaryota; Viridiplantae; Streptophyta; Magnoliopsida; Malpighiales; Salicaceae.